This is a messenger RNA of Onychostoma macrolepis, 2780 nucleotides long. Its product is annotated as regulator of G-protein signaling 3. NCBI's taxonomy places the organism in Eukaryota, Metazoa, Chordata, Actinopteri, Cypriniformes, Cyprinidae. The record is from RefSeq and is a predicted model, not a curated record.
CUACGAGAAACACGAACCGACUCCGAAUCGCUCGGAUACAAGACACGCACAAGGAUUUGUCAUGAAAAGGAGAGAAAAGGAUCUAAAAUAAGGCCUCUGGCAUUCUCUGUGCUUUCUUUCUUUCUUUUAAAAUCCAGCAUAAUGCUGCGUAAGUUCAGUUCAGAGGGUGCCUUGUUGGAUCUGGACUUCCUGCCCUGGGGGGAUAGAGAUGGGACCCAGGACACCUUGGAUGAUCAGCCAGAUGGAGCCUCAGCAUCCUAUCCUUGCACCCCAGAUGCAAAGUCAGGGAGUGCUAGAAAGGGGGAGCUUAAGAGAGAUCACAGCAUUAGUGUGGAAAAUCUGGUCGACUUGGAGAAGGACUCUGAUUUACUGAAAGUGACGAAUCUUAAUGAGAGUUUUAAAGCGUACAGUGACAGCCAGCUCGCUGCCAAUUCCAAAGGAAGCUAUGAGAGUGUGGGAAAGUGUGAAGGCCAAACCUACUCCCCGUCAUCCACACUGAAAUCCGGCCAUAUGCCCGCCUCCCCAAAACCUACCCACUAUCACCGACAGCAAGCUCGGGCCAAACUGGCAGCUGCUAAAUUACACCUUAAAAGUUUGUUUGGACAGGGCUCACCGCAGUCCUCGCAUUCGAAUCUGGCGAAUGCAGAGCACAGAGAGAACGUAAGCAGCGCUAAAGAGAGGCGUUCUCGAAUGCCUUUCCUCAGGCAGUGGAGUCAGGUGGGCCACAGCAGAGCUCAACUCAGCAGGAAGGAGAUGGAAAGUUGGGCCAAGUCCCUUGAUGCUUUGCUAGAAAGCAGAGUGGGCUCCACAGUCUUUGAAGCGUUCCUGCGAUCCGAGUUCAGUGAGGAAAACCUGCAGUUCUACACGGCCUGUGAGCAGUACAGCCAGUCGUCCAACAAAUUCAGCCUGCAGAGACGGGCGAAAAUGAUAUCGGAGACUUACAUCCAGCCCGGUGCUCCCAGAGAGGUGAACCUGGACAGCAAGACGAGAGAACUGACCCAACAGCUCCUCAAAGCCCCCUCUCACACUUCUCUCUCACAUGCCCAAAGGCGCAUCUACUGCCUCCUGGAAAUGGACUGUUACCCCCGUUUCCUCCAGUCGGAGAUCUACCUCACACUACUGAGGGAUUCAUAUUAAAACAAGAUUGGGCAAAAUGUCUGAAAGCGGGGUCAUCCUAAAAACUGAACAGACAUCAUUCCUGGACAGUGGAGACGGCAAACGUGUCUCUGUGAUGAAAAAAAAUCAUCUUAACUACUGAAGAACGUUUUAGUGAAAUAAAAAGGGAAACAGACGAGCAGGGAUGAGGCGACUGUCUUGAACUUGAAUGCAUAGCGUCUAAAGGGACAUGCAAUGGGGAAAGAAGUGCUAACAUUUUACAAGUUUGAUUUUUAGUUGCUAGAUUGAAACUAUAAUCACUGGACUACAUGGCAUGUUGACAGGCAACAAAGGGAAAAACACGUCUGGCAAGAAAGGGCUGUUCAGUGAAAGGCCGAAGCACUCAUUAGGGUCAGACCAUGCUUUGACUCCACCGUAUGUGUAGUUACAAAGAAGCAGCAUUAAUGACUCAUUCCUCAAAUUUACUUUCCCAUAAAUUAUUCUAUAAUAUAGUUAAAUAAACAUGCAAACAAAACCUCAAGCUCUCAGCAAGACAAAAUUCAAAUAGGCUGUUGUCUAAAGCAAUAUGAACACAAUUACUUUAAAGCUGAAAACUUCCUUGAAGGCUUGACAGACGGCCAGUUUGAGUUUAAAACGUUAAAAUGUGCAUUAGCAUAUUGUGAUUCUAUGAUCACAGAUUGCAUAUUAAAGCUGUACACGUCAUUCAUUUGAAGAAAAUGUGACUAAAGACAUGGAAAUCAAAGGUCUAUCCCUGACUUUGGCCCUUUUUAAAUCUAAAUAAUAUGAACUGAUGUUAUUAAAUAGGGUUUUUGGUUGUUUUUUAGGUAACUGUAAAAUUCAGUAAAUGUCACACCUAUUUAAGUGACACUCUAGUGUUGCUGGGAAAUGUCACAAGUUGACAGGUUUAAAAUGCAGACACCGAACAGGAACCUGCUUGACACCAGCACUUAUACCAUCCCAUAAGCACACGUACAUUUCCAAGACUUCAGUUAAAGAGCACUGUAUUCUUAUUAUUGUGCACAAACACCUGAAGAACAUCGCAAAAAUGUCCACUUGAACAUCUGAAAGGCAACAUUUUUAAAAUGUAUAUUCCAGAUGAAUGCUGAAAAAUUUCAGCUUGAGAAUGGAGGGCUGUGAUGUGCUGUAUGUAUUUUAGUGGCUGUUGAUGUCUGCUGUGACUGACACACUGAAGAUGGUACAUGUAUUAUUACUGUAGACAUGAUACUAAGAACUGCAUGCACUAAUGUCCUUGGUCUAAUGUUCUCCAAGGGUUUAAUCUGUUGGUUUGAGUAUAAUAUAAAUGAUUUCCUUAAGGGAAUGAUGUAAUUAUGUGAUCAGUGUACAAGAAUGAGCAUCAGUUUGACUGUCAAGAGUAUUUGUUUGUUUUAGAGCAGCGAUAAAAAUGAAUCGAACAGAACAAAUGUUCAACCAUUUAAUUUAAUUUCCACAAAAAUGUCUGUACUUUUGCAUAGACCUGUUUGUGAAAAACAUGAUAAAAGAUCAGAUUAAAAAAAUUGUGAUUAUAAAAGCACAAGCCAUAAAACGAAUAGCUGAAAUGUUCAUAAAUAGGACUGAUAAAAAAAAGUUACAAAUAGCUGCUGAUGUUAUUUUCAUUAAAGGUCUCUUUUUCACUUUUGUGGUUUAAUAAAAAUUCCUAAAAUUAA